This is a messenger RNA of Mya arenaria, 1421 nucleotides long. RefSeq lists its product as uncharacterized. The coding region runs from base 1 to 783 and encodes 260 amino acids. The transcript has 6 exons. The record is from RefSeq and is a predicted model, not a curated record. NCBI's taxonomy places the organism in Eukaryota, Metazoa, Mollusca, Bivalvia, Myida, Myidae.
AUGGCUAAUCAUUUCUUAGGGGAGUACCCCAAACCCUCUUGCCAACUUUUUAAACCAUAUAAAUUUGGUUCUGAGGGAGGGGUGCAAGUCGAAAGGAUACUCACCUACUUUGCCUCCUCUCACGUCAAAUCUGGACUCACCCCCGCAUCGUCCCUGUGGACGGAGCGACAGGAGACAUCUCCGUGCGCAGCGGCGCUCGACCGGAAGUUGUUCUCCAUCAGCAACCAGUGCUCGGUGGUCCUCGAGUCUCCCGGCACCCUUGCCAAUUUAACCGGAAAUAAGUGCACCAUGUUUGAAGUGUUUUACCAGUGCAGCUAUAACUAUAUACCAUCAAGUUUGCGGUAUACUGAGUGUGAACGUCAACACACGGAAUUACGUAAAGUAGCGUACAAUAACGUCGCGAACGUGGCGAGCAACGUCAACAACGUCCCCUUACUGUCAGACUUCACAGACUGCGUGGAUCGGCCGGUGAUGACUCCUGGUGACGUUUGUAACAGCCCCGAUAAGCUGCUGGCUAUCGUGGACACGCGCUGCUACCGGAAGUUCCGUCUCCUUACUGAUUCCAACGUCUGUCAAAUUCUCAGUGAGUUUGUAUACGAGUGCAGUCCGUUGGUUCUCGGCCAGCUAGGAAUUACAUGCGCAGACGACAGUGUUAUGCACGCACUGACAACGCUCUCUGACGUCAUCAAACAAGCAUACUACUUGGAUGUUGGAAAGUUGCAAGCAGAGAACGAAGGGAAAUGUAUAGAUAAAUCACGAUUGCAGCAGGCAGGAACGUUGUGAACGGAUGACAUACUGUGACUUGCUAGAAGCAUGAAGCAUUUACAUUUGCUCAAAAAUAGUGCCCAUCUACUCCAUGUAUCAACGUGUUCAUAUUAUAAUUACAUUCGAACCCCGUUGGCUCGAACUCCCAGGGAUCGGCGAUAAUACUUCGAGCCUCGGAAAAAUCGAGCCAAGCGGGAAUGCUUACAUUUAGUAUAAAGAAAUCGGUCCUUUACAUAAAGUUCGAGCCAACAAGGAAUUCGAGCCAAUCGAGUUCGAGCCAACGGUGUUCGACUGUAUUGAGAUGUACCUCUGUGACACUGUUGGAAGUGUAUCAGCAUUAGACCAUAUCAAUGUUAUUUAUCCUUGUCGUUAUGUCCAAUAUAUAGCAUGUUAUAAGUAAUAGUUACCGCAAACACUGCUCGUGUUAUUCAAAUGAUACACGAGCGCGAAGCGGGAAGGUGAACUCUUAAUCACGAGGGUUGUUGAUGGAGUUGUAAUUAUUUUGUUCCAUAUGUUUAUGGACAGCAUUUAGUAAGUAGUGUGCGUAUAAGUGAAUAGCGUUGGGGGUUUUCCGCACGUUAGUUAUUGCACGGUUAAGCUCCGCCUACUUGGUUACCGUUCCGAUAAGGGGGAUUAUGUAUAAAUAUUUAACUAUA